AUGGAGGUCCUGAAUGCUGCUGGACCAAGUGCUGAUGAAUCUCCAUGUGGCUGCUGUUAUGUCGUCGCUUGGACUGGCUGUGUGCUUUGUGGUGUCCAUCUCAUUGUUAUUGGAGGAUUUCUGCAAUUACUCGCCGGAUUUAUGUCUUAUCGACGUAACGAUCACUUGACAGGAUCUGCUUUCAUUGUCUUUGCCUCUCUUUGGACAAUUCAGGGUAUCAACCACAUAAUGAUGACUUCAUUGCCACAAACAGCAAUGCAAUACGGAGUUCUACCCGGAAUGAUUGGCUUCAUGGCUCUGUCUGUCGUACUCAGCAUGUGUGCAGCAACAGUAAACUAUAUCAUGCCUCCAGUUCUGGUUGCUAUCAUGAUAGCUUUAAUUUUCGAGGGCGUCGGUUUAUUUUUCCUCUGGGGCAGGCGUGUAGCUGCUGCAUUCGAAAUCAUUAUUGCUUUAUCUGGAAUUUACGGCGUUGUUGUAAUGACACUGAAAGGAGUAAGUCAAAGAUAUAUUUUACCUGGUUUCGGAAAUGCUCCUUACGACGUGCUUCUAGUUCGAACCAAAGCACCGAAAUCGAAACAAAACGAAAAAAAGAAAAACACAAAAUAUGCUGAACCAAUGGGGAUGGGGUUUAUCGGUAAUGUGGUUCCUGCCACAGUGUUCGCCUUUUAUCAUUUUGGUUUCUUCACCGAUUUUCGUCCAGCAAUUCCAAUGUUCUUAAAUAGUUUAUUUUGCCACCUAUGCGCCAGUUAUUAUUCGUUUCUACGCCAAGACUUCUUCAAUGCAAUUCUAUACAUCAUUUAUACAGUAUUCUGGACAUCAAAAGGCAUUACUGAACUUCUGAUAACGAUGGAUUUCGCUGGUAUAGAAACACUUCGCACUAAUUUCUAUGGACAGUGGGCUCUGUUAGUAAUUAUGCUGAUCUUGUUGGUGUGUUCCAUGUGCCAGACUAAAAUCCUUUAUUUAUACAACUUACUCUUCACUUUACUGAUUGUUCUUUCUCUUGAUCACAUACCGAUACCCGUUUACAACUUCACAUUCGGAGUUCCUUGCUGUUUAAUUGCCAUUUUUAGUCUUUUUAUGUCUACCUCUUAUCUGAUUAACUCGAUCGCCGAAAAAACUGUCCUCUACGUUGGUGCAGAAGUCUGUGACGUUGAAAAGCUGCGUCGUCUUUUCGAGAGACUAACAGCUUGCACAAGGAGUGUUGGUGCCAAAGUAAAGUAUUAUGAUGAAAGUCUUGCUCCCGGCGAGGUUGUCGAAACACUUUGCUUUCUUGGCAACACAUCUUUGGCUUUUGUUCUCCGACCAGCAUCUCUCGCUGUAAUCACUCUACAUACUCUGGGUAUGUUCUUCGUUAUGUCAUUCCAUAAGAUAUGGAUCCCAUUUACUCUGUUCUUUGAACUCAACAUGAUAGCUUUCGUGAUCAGAUGCUUUGCUGUUAACCAGCCAUGGAUGAACUUCGUCACAGCUUUACUAGCAGGAAUUGUCUCACUCUAUGGAACCUUUGCUGGGAUGACAAAUGGAACAUUACAAGGUCAUCUUGUACCUUUGGGAGAUCCUAUAUUAAAAGCUAGCCAACCACCGGUUAGAUUAACCAAGUUAUGUCCAACAUUUACCUCAAAACGAACUUCUGCUAUACUAAAAGCCGCCAAAAUAUUAACUGAUGGAGGAAUAGUCGGUGUACCAACCGAUACAGUAUAUGCACUAGCAGCUUCUUGCAAGUUACCAAAUUCUAUUAAAAACAUCUACACAGUCAAAGAACGACCGUCUGAAAAACCAAUUUGCAUUUGUUUGUCAAAUCUAAAGCAACUGGAGGAAGCGAAACCCGAUUUCUGCGAUCUUCUUUGGGCUUUUAUGCGCUUGUGCUAUCCUGGUAAAAUAAGUUGUGUGGUACCAAAAGGCGAAUGGUUGCUAAAUCUAGGUCUUGGUGAUGCCACGGAGUAUAUUGGAAACAAAGAAAGUGUUUGUAUUCGGAUUCCUGACUCUUCGAUUUUGGCUUAUCUCACACAACUGACGGGUCCCGUCGCUUUGAGUUCGGCUAACCCAAGUGGCGGAGAAGACAGUAUACAUCAUGAUAUGGUUCUUGAAAGUCUAGGCCACAAGAUUGAUGGAAUGAUCUGUGAUGGAGAAUCUCGAGAAACUGCUCCGUCAACAGUUGUAAACUGUGUAAAUAUCAACAAAGGUGAAAUUUCCUUCUUCAGAAUUGGAUGUGCACCACAAGACCAUGUUGAAAAUCUGUUUGAAGAAGCCAAAAAAGAAAUCAACUUCAAACCACAAAUUAUUGUGGAAAAGAAUCUCAAAUAAUUUCAGUUUCUGAAAGAAAAUAACAUCCAGGAUUUAAUAAAUCUUCCAUUUUCGAAAAUUUCGGUAAAACAAUAAUUUUUUUUAAAUUAUGGAAGAUUUCCAUUAAGAAUCCAAACAUGAAACUGUUGCAACACAGUAACGCCAUACUUGUCCAAUUUUGUAAGCGGGGAUUUAAGUCUUCAUUUUCUUUUUAAAUUCCUUUACUGCCAUUUUUCCUCUACAUCUAAAUUACACUAUUUCCAGUCAACAAGCAAGCAGUCACUCAGCUUGCCACAAUGACAGCUCAAUCUCCUACCCGAGCUUCUUAAAAACUGUGGAUACACAACUAAUCUAGCAGUCACAUUCAAGUCUUACAUUGACUGUUUCUUCUCUUGAUAUCACCCUCAAUAAAAUAUACAAAAUCAAACACAAACUAAAAUGAAAAUGUAACAUUUACCAGCUGAGAGAUUCAAUCAAGAACAGCAAAGAUCCAAUCAACAAACAUAAAAAUUAAUUAUGUCAGCUGGAUGUUCCACAGUCUAUAUCAAUAUUUAAAUUUUAUCUUUGUCAAAGUAAACACUUUCUCAUGCAUAUUUAUUUCUGAAAUAGUUUGGGAUUUCUGGACUAUUUACCUCAUGUUUCAUAUUGUAUCUUAUAGAAAAUGACCAAAGAAUAGAACGAAAACAUUAGUAUAAUAUAGAAAUGCAAAGAAUGAAGUAAAUAGUCUGAACAUUUCAAACCUCUCAGACCUUUCCAUUAAAUAUCA
Molecule: messenger RNA, 3046 nt
Organism: Octopus bimaculoides (California two-spot octopus)
Lineage: Eukaryota; Metazoa; Mollusca; Cephalopoda; Octopoda; Octopodidae
Biological process (GO): regulation of translational fidelity
Cellular component (GO): cytoplasm
Molecular function (GO): tRNA binding; nucleotidyltransferase activity; double-stranded RNA binding
Source: RefSeq, a predicted model, not a curated record